Molecule: messenger RNA, 936 nt
Organism: Eruca vesicaria subsp. sativa (arugula)
Lineage: Eukaryota; Viridiplantae; Streptophyta; Magnoliopsida; Brassicales; Brassicaceae
Source: the annotation of a GenBank genome assembly
AUGCAGUCACCAGAGAAAAAGACGCUUCCAAUUUCCUUCGAAGAACCAAGAAGAGACAAAUUUUCAUCGUCAGGAAUGUCUUUUAAAGGGGUGUUUGCUGCAGUCUCCUACAUGGCAUCCGCUGUACUAUUAGUAAUUUUCAAUAAAGCAGCACUUUCUUCAUAUAGUUUUCCAAAUGCAAAUGUCAUAACUUUGCUUCAGAUGCUUUCUUCUUGUUUUAUUUUGUAUGUGAUGAAAUAUUGUAAGAUCAUAUCCUUCUGUACGGAUAAGUCUAAGAGCAAGCACGACAGUUUGUUGACUCUUGUUUCUCCGAGACGCUUGGUUCAGACGAUCCCUCUUGCAUUCACGUAUCUACUUUAUAUGCUAGCUACGAUGGAAUCUGUACGCAAUAUCAAUGUACCAAUGUACACUACUCUUAGACGCACAACGAUACUUUUUACAAUGAUCAUGGAAUAUUUUCUUUCUGGUCAAAAGCAUUCAGUUGCAAUCAUCUCCAGUGUAGGGAUAAUUCUAUUAGGUGCUAUAAUCGCUGGAAUCCGAGACUUGUCAUUCGAUGCUUAUGGGUAUGGACUGGUGUUCACAGCAAAUAUAUGUACCGCUACUUAUCUUGCGUUGAUUGCACGUACCGGAAAAUCUAGUGGUCUUAACACCUUUGGGCUAAUGUGGAGUAAUGGAAUAAUUUGCAUUCCCUUUUUGCUGUUUUGGACAACUAUAAAGGGUGAACUUAGAGCCAUGUUAUCAUUUCCUCAUCUCUAUUCCCUUGACUUUCAGGUGGUGCUAUGUUUUUCAUGUUUGUUGGCUUUCUUGAUAAACUACUUUGUGUUCCUCAAUACAACAGUUAAUUCUGCACUAACUCAUACAAUAUGUGGUAAUAUGAAGGAUCUGUUUACAAUCUUACUAGGUUGGCUUAUAUUUGUUGGACUCCCCUUUGAUUGG